AUUUAAUUAACAGAAUAGAAAAUCUGCCUUGAAUCAGCGCCGACCGCACCGACCCGCCUUCAAUCGGCCGGCAGCACAAACGUUUCCAUGACUCGCCGGCAUCAAACUCACGACGGACCCCAUAACUCAGUCCAACAAGUGAGAGUUGUGGUACAAAACAGCCAUGGGGAAAAUCUUGUGGGAAUAUUACAUGAAACUGGUUCGAAGGAGGUUGUUAUCAUUUGCCAUGGAUUUCAAUCAUCAAAGGAACGGAUACCUAUGAAGAACCUUGCUCUCGCCUUAGAAAGGGAAGGGAUUAGUGCUUUUCGCUUUGACUUUGCUGGUAAUGGGGAAAGUGAAGGUUCCUUUCACUAUGGUAACUAUCACAGAGAAACGGAGGACUUGCGUGCUGUUAUUCUACACUUUUGCCAGGAGCAACGUUUAAUAUCUGCAAUUGUUGGACACAGUAAAGGAGGAAAUGUUGUUCUUCUUUAUGCGUCAAAGUAUAAUGAUGUACCCAUAGUUGUCAAUAUUUCUGGCCGGUUCAAUCUAGAGAGAGGUAUGGAAGGUCGCUUAGGAAAAGAUUUCUUGCAAAGAAUCAAACAAGAUGGGUUUAUUGAUGUCAAGAACAGAAAAGGAAAGUUUGAAUAUCGUGUGACUGAAGAAAGUUUGAUUGACCGGUUAACCACUGAUACAUGUGCAGCAUGUGGUUUGAUUCAUCAGGACUGCAGGUUAGAGAGUGAAACCAAAAAUUGCAAAAUUCAUCUUAUGUUGAUCAGUUGGCCUUGGUUUGGUGUCACCUGUCCUUUUGGAGGCUGUGCCUCUCUUGUGUUCAAACCCUGGAUCAUGCCUUUCGAAAAGGGGUUCCUCAGUUUUCAUGGCUUAAUUUUGGGGAUGGGGGCAGUUAUUGUCAUUGUGAAACACGAGAAGAAUAUCCAUCCUCAUGGCUAUAGCUUCCUAUACUUCUCAGUGGACUUCACACGUUGCACUCAAAGUGAAUGAUUUUUGCAUCCUUCAGUUAAUACAUUAUACAUGGUUGUUCUGGUUUCCUUGCUUGUAUAUUGAGUGUCAAUACUUUAUUCCACAGGGUUUUGACAAUUCAUGGAUCCAUGGAUAAAAUUGUUCCAGCUGAAGACGCCUUAGAGUUUGCCAAGUUCAUACACAACCAUAAACUACAUAUAAUGGAAGGGGCUGAUCAUGAAUAUACAUCACAUCAAGAUGAGUUAGCCACAAUUGUCGUCAACUUUAUAAGGGGAGAUUCUUGUGAGAACAAAGUUCCCCUGACACAGUCAGGAUCACAAAGAGCAAUGAAUGUGAUCAAAUCCCGAAUCUGAUAGCUUCAGAGCAUAUACAUUUGCGUUAAUGUGAACAAGGCCUGAAAUUUUUGGAUCUCAUUAGGUGCUAAUGCUGUGUCAAUUCUAGCUUAAAACGGAUAUAAAUUCUACAUUCUCAGUGAAUGAGGUGCACACUUAAAGAAAUGCUGCAACUUGUACCGCUCGACCUAGUACACUCAACAUCUCAUAUGUUUUAUGAAUUAGUAGAUUAUAUUCUCAUUGUAAACUCUCGUAUUAAAAUAUGAGAAGCCAUGAAAGUUUGAAACUACAGUAUAUAAAUUCUGUCUUUAACC
Rubroshorea leprosula is the source of this 1606-nucleotide messenger RNA. The record is from the annotation of a GenBank genome assembly. NCBI's taxonomy places the organism in Eukaryota, Viridiplantae, Streptophyta, Magnoliopsida, Malvales, Dipterocarpaceae.